AUGACCUCCACCCUCCCACGGACGCCUCGCCCUCCACCAACGGGCCCUCUUCCCGCUCUUCCUGUCAGCAAGACCCGCCGUUCUUCGAUUGGCAGUCUCGCCAGCGGCAGCGACUCACGACGCACAUCGACGGCCUCACAAAUACCCUCCACCACACCGAAGAAGUCCUCAAUUCCAGGGCGGUCGGUCACACAUUCCGGCGUGCCCACACCGAGGCCGACGAAAUCAAAUUCCACACCCACAGUACCCACAGUGAACAACAGCUAUGCGUCAGACGUGCCAAUCCCUACAAUCGGACAGACCGGGAUCCCCAAAACGGUGCGCAAAGUCACCAGCAUUGGCUCUUUCCCAAUGCCUCCAAAAGGUUCCGUCCGCGUAACGAGUCUCCCGCCGAGUCCGCUCUCUGCAUCGGCGAUAUCACCCACCGAUCCGACUGCGAUGCCGCCUCCAACGUACAACCGGAGGGAUUCCUCAAAACAAAAGAGUGCAGAAGGUGGAACGAAAAAGCCAAAUUCUGGCUUGAACAGUGGAACUCCAAGUCUUCUCAAUGGCACUGGCGACAGCAAUCUCGUCGCUGGUGGUGGUCGUGGGAGAGCAUCGGCGCGUUUGCUCGGCCUGCCCUCUCCGUCACAAAGUCGCAGCUCUUCCACAAAUGGGUCAUGUAUAGACGAAGAGGAAGAGCAUGAAGGCCGAGGUCGAUCGCGGUCUGACAAUACAUCCUCCAUGUCGAAAGGCGAAGCAGAUGGAAAGUCUGGCGCUGGCAAUGUACUCGUCAGCGUGCGCGUGCGUCCUGAUGCGGGUAAUGAUGAUACAGCACCAGAAGGAGAAUGGAUGGUCGACGGCCGGCGAUCACUCAUUUCUUACCGCGGUCGCGAAGGCGGCGACUACCACUACGAUAAUGUGUUUUCUCCUCACGAUCGGAAUGGCCGAGUAUAUGAUAAUGCGGCGAAGCGACUCGUGCGGAGAGUCAUGGAAGGAUAUCACGGCACAGUCUUCGCGUACGGAAUGACGGGCACGGGCAAGACGUUUUCCAUGCAAGGAACGGCCAAUUCUCCCGGAGUGAUUCCUCUGGCCAUCACCGACAUAUUUUCGUAUAUUCGAGAGAAUCCUGCUCGAGAGUUCUUGCUGCGAGUGAGCUAUCUGGAGAUUUACAAUGAGAAGAUUUAUGACUUGCUCAACGCUUCGACACCCGGUGUGCAGCAGGAGGAGAUCAAAUUGAGGGAGGACAGCAAGAGAGGGGUUUAUGCGACACCAUUGAAAGAGGAGAUUGUGCAGUCGCCGAAUCAGCUGUUGAGAGUGAUUGCAAGAGGUGAUCUGGCGAGAAGGACCAGCAGCACACAGUUCAACGCACGCUCGUCACGAUCGCACGCGGUUGUGCAGAUUGUGGUGGAGUCAAGAGCAAGGACACAAGAGGUCGAUGAGAAGAACAGUCGAAAGUCGUCGGUCAUGCCGGGAGGUGUCCUGGUGUCGACGCUUUCGUUGAUCGAUCUGGCGGGGUCGGAGAAGGCUGCUGAUACGAAGGAGAGGAGGACGGAGGGAUCUCACAUCAACAAGUCUCUGCUCACCUUGGGGACUGUCAUUGGACGUCUUUCCGGGGAGGACGAUAAAGACGAGAAAGAUGGUGCCAAAGGGGUCGACAAGGAGAAAGUCCUGAAGCAUCUCCCUUAUCGUGACAGCAAGUUGACGCGAUUGUUGCAACCGGCGCUGUCUGGUAACUCACUGGUGUCCAUUCUGUGUACCAUCCAGCUAUCAGCAGCUGGCAGCAGCGCGGCGCAGGCGAGCACACACACGGGCGAGACACUCAACACGCUCAAAUUCGCCAGUCGAGCGAAAAACAACAUUGUCAGCCAUGCCAAGAAGAACGAGUCCAAUGGCAUGCCAGGAGAUCCAGGUAGCCGAGCACUUCUAGACCGCUACCGAAUCGAGAUUCAGGAGUUGCGAACACAACUGGAGCAGCAAAAUCGCGUCAAGCCGGAAGCUGACAAGCCCGACAACCUCGAAGAGCAGGACCGCCGAAUGGAGGAAGAGCUGGAACGCCAAGAGCGAACGCGACAUGAGGAGCAAAUGCUGGAGAUGCAACUCGCUCGGACCGCCCUGAAAGAGCGAAUUUCCCAUCUGAACCGUCUGAUCUUGUCGUCCAAGUCUUUGGGCGUCAACUCCGGCCGCUUCUCCACAACGAGCAUGCCCUUCGAUCCACGAGCGAGUCAACACAGCAACAUCGAAUAUGGUCGACCAAGUCCCAAUGAACACGCCGUCUCCGCUGGUUCUGUGUUGCUGGGCAACAUUCCAUCUGCCCAACGCUCGCAACUCACGACCGACGAAGCUGGGCCCCAAGACUCUCCCUCAGACCCUGCGACUCCCACUGCUGACGAUGAAGAAGACAUUACGCUUUCCGCCGGCGACAACGACGACGGGUCAGCCUCUCUGGCACAACAGAAUCGCAUGCUGCAAGCCGAUCUCGCAGACAAGAAUCGGUACAUCGCGACGCUGGAGAAGCGGCUUCUGCAAGCCCGUCGCACAAGUCAUUCUCGCGUGAGCAUGGCGUUCGCAGGUCGUACCGGUCUGCCGUCCGCUGAGGAGGAAUCUCAGGGAGGUAACCUGGGCGCCCUGCUCAAGGAAAAGGACCGCGAACUCGACGAGCUGAGGCAAAAGCUCGACGACCAAGUACGAAUGGUUACAGCCCUCCGCAGCGCAGCUCGCAAAAGAGAAAUGCAGGACUCUCAACGAAGCGCCACUGCAACUCCCACCGCGACAGCAACCAGCACCAGCGGCGACGACACCGUGACCGCGCCGCGCGUGUCCUCCUCUCGUUCACGAUCUCGCGUGUCCGGUCCGACUGACGUUCCGGCGGACACUGCAUCCGACUCCGUUCCCGACUUGACCAGCCUGCCCUUCUCCACCCGGCAAGAUCGCCAUACCUCUUCCUCCUCCCGCGCGACGGCGAAGGGCGGGGAUGAGAAUCUCAAACGGAGAAAGUCGGUCGACGAGAUGACUGCGUUGCUGGACCAGAUGAUUCAGGAUAAAGUCGAGAGUGGACUGGUGGUUAGAGGGGAGAGGGGGAGUCUGAGGGUCAAGGAGAGGGGUUUGGGACAGCGUGCUUCGAAGGAGAUCGGAGGAUGCCGUACGCUUCCUGUCAUCAAAGCAAUAAUUAAAGCUCUGGCUGGGGGUGACACCGACAUUUCUGAGCUCGAGGAGAUGGCGCCAGCUGCUGAAAGCCUGCCUGUGCAGGGUUCUCGACAACGGACACUGAUACCUCCGAGCAUCCGAGGACGACAGGAAGCGCACAGACUAUGUCCUGCAUACAGGGACAGCACUCUCCAUUGA
This is a messenger RNA of Zymoseptoria tritici IPO323, 3324 nucleotides long. RefSeq lists its product as uncharacterized. Gene Ontology annotation, biological process: microtubule-based movement. The record is from RefSeq and is a predicted model, not a curated record. Bases 1 to 3324 code for a protein of 1107 amino acids. Gene Ontology annotation, molecular function: microtubule binding; ATP binding; microtubule motor activity. The transcript is spliced from 5 exons. Lineage: Eukaryota; Fungi; Ascomycota; Dothideomycetes; Mycosphaerellales; Mycosphaerellaceae.